UUUAUAUUAUGAUCUGGCUUGGAAAAGAACAGGUAAUAUGGAGUAUAACAUGGAGAACGGUGAUCCCAAAGUUUACGCAUUUCAAAAUAUGUUGACAGCUAUUUAAUAAGGGAAUUAUCGGCGGACUGACAGUUGUGGUGAUCCUGGAUUUGUAUAUAAAUCUAAAUGAUGACAUCUGACAUGUCAUCUGGUGACAAAGUUAAAGUUGGAGGCACAUUACUUGACGUUGAGGACGUUGAAAAAGAGCGCCCAUCUAUAGUGUCGCAUGAUUUAAUUACAAUUAAUGUUGGGGGAGUUAAACAUGAAGUUCAUAGCUCAACUUUACAACGAUUCCCAGGAACUAGACUGGCAAAUCUGACCAACGACAUUGCGCGUAAAGGAAGUGACUUCAUAGCUUCAAGGGGUGAAUUUUAUUUUGAUCGACAUCCGGGUAUCUUUACGACAAUCCUCAAUUAUUACAGGACUGGGGAGCUACAUAUGGACAGAAACACAUGCGGGUGUGCACUGGC
Owenia fusiformis is the source of this 509-nucleotide messenger RNA. The record is from the annotation of a GenBank genome assembly. NCBI's taxonomy places the organism in Eukaryota, Metazoa, Annelida, Polychaeta, Sabellida, Oweniidae.